Messenger RNA from Symbiodinium necroappetens, 306 nucleotides. NCBI's taxonomy places the organism in Eukaryota, Dinophyceae, Suessiales, Symbiodiniaceae. The record is from the annotation of a GenBank genome assembly.
AUGUACUCGGUGCACGCAUACUUGCCCGCCAUGGAGUCUUUCGGCUUCGAGACGGAUCUCAGAACGCACACGUCCGGACAGGCAAUGUGCCAGACCUUCUUCGAUCACUGGGAGCAUGUUCCUGGCGAUCCGCUGGAUCGGCGCCCGCUGGAGCCGGCACCUGCGCCGCACCUGGCGCGCGAGUUCAUGCUCAAGAUGAGGCGGCGAAAGGGCCUCAGCGAGGACGUGUCGGUUCACAAGUUCUUUGAUGAUCCGAUGCUUCUGGAGCUCGCGAAGCAGGAUGCCGAGCUCAGCUCCUACUUCUGA